Drosophila virilis is the source of this 852-nucleotide messenger RNA. RefSeq lists its product as uncharacterized. Lineage: Eukaryota; Metazoa; Arthropoda; Insecta; Diptera; Drosophilidae. The record is from RefSeq and is a predicted model, not a curated record.
UUUGUAUUUCGUCGUCUUUGUUUUUUUUUUUUUUUCUACACAGAAGCUAAUCAUUAGCAAUAUCGAAUGGAACUUUCAGCUAUAAAUUGUGCUGCCUGACAGCCAAGAAGCAUCACAAGCUAUUGGAGCAGCGCCCCGAGAGCUACUUAAACAUCAGCAAGAGUAACAACAAUCAACUAAUUCAACUAUCGAUAUGAAGGUCUUUGUCUGCUUGCUUGCCACUCUGGCACUGGUUAAUGCGGGACAACGCGGCGGAGCUGGCGGUGGUGGCUAUCUGCCAGGCGGUGGACGUGGCGGCGGCGGCGGCGGUGGCGGCUUCAGGAAUGGAGCUGGACUCAUCUCUCAUGUCUCACAGUUGCAUGGCAACACGAAGGUGCAAAUUGGCUCAGGCGCUAGCGCUGGAUCCUAUGGCGGUGGUGCUGGCGGUGGCGGCGGUGGCUGGCAGGGAGCAGGUGCUAGCGCUGGAGGUGGACGCGGAGGCUAUGGUGGUGCAGGCGGUGCUGGUGGCUGGCAGGGUGCUGGUGCUGGCGCUGGAGCUGGCGGCUAUGGCGGCGGUGCUGGAGCUGGAGGCUGGCAGGGAGCUGGUGCCGGUGGUGGUCGCGGCGGCGGCUACGGCGGUGGUGCUGGAGCUGGUGGCGGACGCGGCGGCUAUGGCGGCGGUGCUGGAGCUGGUGGCUGGCAGGGAGCUGGCGCAGGCGGUGCAGGCAAUGCCUGGGGCAAUCCGGCAUCGUUCGAUUAUUCAGUUAACCACGGUGCUAGCGCCUCCGUUGGUGGCGGCUCCCGCGGUGGUGCUGGUUGGUGGAACGAUUAAAAUGAUUGUUUGUACUAGAUACAGAAUAGAUAUGACAAACC